ACCUCCGCCGCCGCCAACCGCCGCCUCAGCUUGCGCCGCCGCCGCCGCCGCCGCCGCCGCCGCCGCCGCCGCCGCCGCCGCCGCCGCGCACGCCAUGGGAGCCGUGACUGACGACGAAGUCAUACGAAAGCGUCUCCUAAUUGAUGGAGACGGUGCUGGAGAUGAUCGGAGAAUCAAUCUGCUCGUGAAAAGUUUCAUUAAAUGGUGCAACUCCGGGUCCCAGGAAGAGGGAUACAGUCAGUACCAACGUAUGCUGAGCACACUGUCCCAAUGUGAAUUUUCAAUGGGCAAAACUUUGCUGGUAUAUGAUAUGAAUCUUAGAGAAAUGGAAAAUUAUGAAAAAAUUUACAAAGAAAUAGAAUGUAGCAUUGCUGGAGCACAUGAAAAAAUUGCUGAGUGCAAAAAGCAAAUUCUUCAAGCAAAGAGAAUACGAAAAAAUCGCCAAGAAUAUGAUGCUUUGGCGAAAGUGAUCCAGCACCAUCCAGACCGGCAUGAAACAUUAAAGGAACUAGAGUCUCUGGGAAAGGAACUAGAGCAUCUUUCACAUAUUAAAGAAAGUGUUGAAGAUAAGCUGGAAUUGAGACGGAAACAGUUUCACGUUCUACUUAGUACCAUCCACGAACUUCAGCAAACACUAGAAAAUGAUGAAAAGCUCUCAGAGGUAGAAGAAGCUCAAGAAAGCACCAUGGAAACAGAUCCUAAGCCAUAAACAGACUAAUAAUGUUCACCCUUCCCAAGAAUGCAGAAAUAACAUGCUCCUAGUGCGUUUAGAAUUUGUUGUGCUCUUGAGCUAUUUAAAGUUUUGGCAGUGGACUACUUUGCUUUUAAAUACUAAUGCACAGUUCAUUCCUAUUUCUUUACACAAAGGAAAAAAACUUCAGUAUAAAUUUGUUUGUAUUGAAAUGUCUUUUUUGUUCUUAAACUUAAAAGGUAGGAAGCGAUACCCAAAAAUGUUUAAUAAAAUGUUCUCAAGCCA
Molecule: messenger RNA, 976 nt
Organism: Zalophus californianus (California sea lion)
Lineage: Eukaryota; Metazoa; Chordata; Mammalia; Carnivora; Otariidae
Gene: THOC7
Product: THO complex 7
Exons: 8
Coding region: 95-709 (204 amino acids)
Biological process (GO): mRNA export from nucleus; mRNA processing
Cellular component (GO): THO complex part of transcription export complex
Source: RefSeq, a predicted model, not a curated record